Messenger RNA from Onychostoma macrolepis, 4433 nucleotides. It is a transcript of the gene ntng1a, whose product is annotated as netrin g1a. The transcript has 8 exons. Gene Ontology annotation, molecular function: cell-cell adhesion mediator activity. The record is from RefSeq and is a predicted model, not a curated record. Bases 1296 to 2936 code for a protein of 546 amino acids. Lineage: Eukaryota; Metazoa; Chordata; Actinopteri; Cypriniformes; Cyprinidae.
GUCCCAUCUGAGUUUUAAACUGCUGGAAGAGAGAGAGGGAGAGGAUGAGCAGAAAACAGUGAGGGCUGAGUGGAUGUGUAAAAGCAGAGAGUGUGUGUGGAGUGUCCAAGUGCGUAAUCUUCCCCAGCCAUCAUUUCCCGCCGAACACUCGCGGUAUAUGCGCGUGAGGGAAUGCGCGUGAGGAUAUUAUCGGCGCGCGCGGGUCUAAUUGGUGCGAUUCGUAUCUCGCUCACGUCUAAAACGUCGAGGAAAUAGUGAAAAUAUUGCAAAAAGAACUGUUUGUCGUUAUCCCCGCAAACAAGAAGGGGAGUCUCUUGUUUUUUUGGAUAUAGGGCGGUUGAAAAAAGCCGUCAGGAAGAACGGACCCUUGGCUAUUUAAAGUUUAGUGAGGACGGUUACUGGCUCUGAGGUGAUUGUUAUGAGACUCACAAAAGAAAAAAGGAUGAAGAAGGAUAAAUUGUGGAAUUUAUGAGUUUACACUGUUUGGGACACACGCAGAGGUUGAAUUUAUGCUCAUUUUGGUGCCACUGAAAACAUUUCCUUUGAAGUUUACCUCAGAAAUUUCCGCUUCGGUAACGUCUCGCACUAGAGAGAUGUGGCACGCGACUUAAGAAAAGAUUGACGUGCCGCGAGACACCUUUCAGUCGCUGUGUUUAGUCAGCCAGUUUAGUUCGGGUGGAGGUGGGGGGGAUUCCGUUUUUUCCCCGAACUCAUCACAUUAAGAUUAACAAGCCGUCUUUAAGAGGAUCCUCUAUGGUCAUUCAUGAACUUGUUGAACACCCAGCCCUCCUCGGGACACUUCACAUCGAGAGUGAAUCUCAUUAACAGUGCAGAUGCCAAGCUGCAAUAGAGGAUGAUUGACAGAAGGCAAAGCUGAGACGGCUGCCAGUCAACAUCCAGCCAGAGAGUCGAUUCUUCAGAGUGUCAGAAGCCUUGCUCUCUCUCCAGCCCGACCGAUCACUUCGUCUUCUCUGCCACAACUUCUCUUAUCUCUACUGGGACCCCGACCCUGCCCCUUCUCAGCGGACACAAUAAAGAGCAGAGGUGGAGAUAGAAGCAUCGGGCUUGACGACCUUUCAGUGAUCAAAGCAAAGCUGGUAUGCUGCUGCACCUCAUCUGUCCCACGUUCAGCAAAAGUUGGAUUAUUUUGUAAACCAGACCCAGAUCUUCCUCUCCAUUCCCUCUUUCUCUAUCUCUCCUUCUCUCGUGCAUCUUUGAGAGGAAGGGAGCAGACGGAUACUUUACAUCACAGUGAAUAGUCUAUUAGAGGGGCGGCCCGAAUAAAGGAAGCAGCCAUGCGUUUCCCGCUGCUCUUGACACUGCAGGCAUCAUGGCUGACUGUUUGUCAGGCCACGCAGCACUAUCCCACAACCUGGGGGCACUACGACUUGUGCAAGUCACAUGGCUACACGGACGAAGGCCCGACCUGGUAUUACAUGGCCUGUCAGCCCGAAGCCGCGGACAUGACCAAGUACCUAAAAGUGUUUCUUGACCCACCCAACAUCACCUGUGGAGACCCACCAGAGACCUACUGCACCCUGGAAAACCCCUAUAUGUGCAACAACGAGUGUGACGCAGCCACAGACGAGCUGGCCCACCCCCCUGAGCUCAUGUUUGACUUUGAGGGCCGCAACCCCACCACUUUCUGGCAGUCCACCUCCUGGAAGAAGUACCCUAAACCUCUGGCAGUCAACAUAACCCUGUCAUGGAACAAGACCAUUGAGCUGACCGACGACAUUGUCAUCACUUUUGAGUCGGGUCGGCCGGAGCAGAUGGUUCUGGAGAAGUCUCUGGACUAUGGACGUAGUUGGCAGCCUUACCAGUUCUAUGCUACCGACUGCCUUGAUGCUUUCACUAUGGAGCCCAAAACGGUGAGGGACAUUACCCAGCACACGUUGCUGGACAUUAUCUGCACCGAGGAAUAUUCCAGAGGUUACGUGUGGAAGAACGACAAGACUGUACGCUUCGAAAUCAAAGACCGCUUCGCACUGUUCGCUGGCCCCAAGCUGCACAAUAUGGCCUCGCUGUAUGGACAACUGGACACCACCAAGAACCUGAGAGACUUUUUCACCAUUACUGACCUGCGCAUACGUCUGCUCAGGCCUGCCACAGGCGCCACUAUGGUGGAUGAGAACAACCUUUCCAGAUACUUCUACGCCAUCUCUGACAUUAAAGUACAUGGCAGGUGCAAGUGCAACCUUCACGCCAACAGCUGCAUCUAUGACAAAGAGAGACUGACUUGCGAGUGUGAGCACAACACCACGGGGCCUGACUGUGGCCGCUGUAAGAGGAAUUAUCAGGCCAGAGCUUGGAGCGCAGGAUCCUAUCUCCCCAUCCCCAAGGGCACAGCAAAUAUCUGUCUGCCAAAUAGUGUUGGUCCAGUUAACUGCGAAUGUUUCAGUCACUCCAAUCGCUGCAGUUACAUCGAGGUGCUAAACACCGUCAUUUGCGUGAGCUGUAAGCACAACACUAGAGGGCAGCACUGCCAGCUGUGCAAGCUUGGAUACUACCGCAAUGCCUCAGCAGAGCUGGACGAUGAGAAUGUUUGCAUAGACUGUAAUUGUAAUCCCUUUGGCUCAGACACUGAUCGCUGUAAUGGCACAGGAUAUUGUGAAUGUAAGGAGGGAGCGACAGGGGCUAAGUGCCAUGAGUGUCUGCCAGGAUAUUUGUGGGACAAUGGCUGCAAAUCCCGGGUGUGCGACAACGAACUUCUGCGUUGCCAAAACGGCGGCGUGUGUGUGAACAACAUCCGUUGUCAGUGUCCUCCGGCGUACACCGGCCUGCUGUGUGAGAAACCGCGGUGCGAGAACGAGCCGGGAGGCUGCGGAGGGUCGGACUCGGGCCAGGCUUCCCUCCGGCCCCCUGGGCUGAUCCUGCUUUCGCUGCUGUCCAUCCUGGGCCUCGUUUUCCUCGUGGAGAUCUGCUGGAUCCUUUGAGAGGAAGAUCUCCGAAUGUCCAGCUUCUUCUGUAUGAGCAGCGCACCAGACCCACCGACACUCGGCCGGCCAUGUGGAAUGUGCCCAAAUAUCAAAGUGAAAUUUCUGAGGAUGACAGACAAAAUACAAUAAAUAAUACAUCAAUAAAAAUAGUAUUUAUAAAAAUUGAUUCAAUAUAAAAAUCUAAAAGUAAAAAAAAAAAAAAACAUCAAGGUGUUAUUUAUAGAAUUUACCUGAGCAUAUGCUUCAUGAAGCAAAUAAGAGGAAGUAGAGACGUGAACUAAGCCAUAAUAGAUACUCACUCCCCUAACAGAACGAGAGAGCGACAGGGAUUGGAGCGGACAAGACUCAUCCCUUUCCUCCCUUUAUCACCAAGGCAACGGGAGCUGCGUUCAGCCAGCGGCAUGUACAAGUAAAGCCAGCUGCCGCCCCUUACCUGAGCCAUUCUGGGUAUCAUGUUGGCUGUAGACUGCUUUUGGCUAUUGUGACACGGAGCGAUGGAAAACUGUCUGGAUUGUGUGAACUGGCAAUUACGAAGAAAAAAAAAAGAUACGGAGAAAGACUCAAGAAAAGAAAAGAAACAAGCAUUCUUUGCUGUCAGUGCAUUGUGGAUAUAAGGAAAUCUAUUCAGACUGUCACAUUUGAUCCGCUUUCAAAUUGAGCUCGUCCCGCCAACACUUCCCACCCCACCUUGAAAAAUAAACUUUAGAGUGUCCUUUGUGUCAAAAGCCCGUCCUUCCUCCACCCUGUGCUUUUGUGAAUGUUAUUCUGUAACCCUUGAUAUUUUUUUUUAGUAUAUAUAAUUUUUUGGUUUUCCUUUCAGUCUGUGUGAUGUUAGUCACACUCAUGUGGCACACCCCCUUAUCCUCCAAAAAAUAUGACUGAAAAACCCAUGACUUUGAAAUGUGACGGACUGUUUGCUGAGGCCACGGUCAAAGAUGUAUGUUUUCACCCAAACAGAUGAAGUGCUUAGACAGUCAUCAGUGUAUUUAAUUUUUGUAUUAAAACAGAAGUUAUUUUCUUGACAGAGUAAAGAUAAUGUAGAACAUAUACUUUUUUGUAUUAUUGCUGAAAUGUGUUUAAGGGCAACAUUUUAGUGCGUUCAAUCAAGGUGCAUACUGAAUUAAAUAUCUGAUUAUGUUGGUCUGAAAUUUAUUUUAUUUCAUUUAUACUUUUUUUUUUCUCCUUCAGUUGGAUUGUGAAGUUUUCCUAAAGUAUAUUGGCAACGUGCUGGCAUCAAAGAAUAUCAGUUUACAUACAGUAUAUAUACUGACAUGUAAAAAAGAAAAUCACACCAAAGGACAUUCUAAAUGUUUUCUUGUUGCUUUAACACUGAGAAAUUUAAGUGAAUAAAACUUUAAAAGGACUUUAUGUAGCUGUGUUGUACUGUUUUAUGUGUCUUUUAUUGCAGAAUGAAGAAUUUAAAUUGUCCCUGCGAUGAAAGCGUGAUAAAUAAUCGCAUAUGUCUUUAUAGAACACAUGCAUAUAAAUUGCAUA